Molecule: messenger RNA, 7423 nt
Organism: Cercocebus atys (sooty mangabey)
Lineage: Eukaryota; Metazoa; Chordata; Mammalia; Primates; Cercopithecidae
Gene: CD226
Product: CD226 molecule
Exons: 7
Coding region: 2318-3328 (336 amino acids)
Biological process (GO): positive regulation of natural killer cell mediated cytotoxicity directed against tumor cell target; positive regulation of immunoglobulin mediated immune response; positive regulation of Fc receptor mediated stimulatory signaling pathway
Cellular component (GO): external side of plasma membrane
Source: RefSeq, a predicted model, not a curated record
AUAUCUCCAUUGUGCCUGCCUUAAAAAUAGCAAUAGCUAGAUAAUAAAAAAUUUAAAAAAAACCAAAAUAGCAGUAGCUUAUAUGGGAUGUGGGUGAUAAGAAGGAGAAGGAUGUGUGUGUGUGUGUGUGUGUGUGUAUUUGCCUGUGAACACUGAAUUAGGGAGUGACCAUGAAAAAGUAAUUUGGGAAAACCCCGCAGCCUCUCGCGAUCUGGAUUUUGUGAGUCAGGGAGUCAGCAAAAGAUUAAAAGAUACUUUCAAGCCAGGUCCCUGUAGGUAUAAGCACUCAUGAUAGAUAGGAUUUGCAUUCACCCUAUUGUGAACCACGUGGGUAGACGGGGACUGUUUCAGACGAUGUGUGAGGUUCACUUCAGGGCCCAUUGAAUAAUUUUGAAGAAGAGUUUUGACUCAAAAGAAAACUUGUCUUUGGGUCUGUCCUGCAAAUAUCAGUGGGUGUUUUGGGUCAAGGCUGUUUUUGUCUUUUUCCUUGAGAAAAUCGAAAGUUGAGGCAAAAAAAAAAAACAAAAAACCCAGCCCUAACGAUGGCAGAUGGAAACAAGAUGGAAUUGGGAUUGUGACCACACUAUGGAAACCGUAUAGAUGGAAGUGAUUACAUGGCUUCGUCCUCAUUCUACGAGUGCUGAUUGAGCACCUGGUGUGGGCAAGGGCCCUGUGCAAGGAUCUGAUAGAACAGGGAUGAGAUUUUACCUGGGCCUGGAAGUGCCUAUAAGGCUCUAGUAAAAAAUGCAGAGGGUGAAUAGGCAUCACAAUAGGAUGUGGUAAGUGUUUCAGAGAGGAUGUAUUUGGGGUUCUCUGGAAACUCACUGGACAGAUGCAGGCCCCAGGGAGAGUGUCUUAUAAGAUACAUUUGAGCUGAGACCUGCUGGAUGGGAGAGGGAUAAGAGAAGGUGAGGAAACUCCAUGUGAGAACACCCUGCCCCAUCAGAGCUUUGUCCUCAAAUUACCCAAUGUAAGGUGGAUGAGCAAUAAAGACUAGGAGUGAGCAGAAGAAUUGUAAGACAUAACACCGGGAAAAUGGCAGCGAUCAAUGACACAGGCCUUGCAAGUCGGUAAGACAUUUGGAUACUCUCUUGAGGACAGUGAGGCACUGAAGGGAGUGACGAGAGUCAGGCAGGUGUUUGAGAAGGCUACCUCUGGCUACCUUUGGCCCACGACAAGGCUCAGUAAACACUUGUGUCAUGAGAGGCAGUAUUGCACUUUCUUCUCCCUUGCUUUCGGACAUGCAGUGGUCCAGCAGAAGAGACCAGUCCUGCACCUGUGAGGCGUCAUUAACUGUGCAGGGUAGGGCAGCCCCAUGAGUGCCUUCUCACCUGUCAAAUGUGGUCCUUCCUUCCUAGUCUUUCUGUGAAUUUUACACACUGAAGCCUCAGCCACAAUCCUUCAUGGUGGUUUAACCAGGAGGGAACCUCCAUAACCUAAUAAAUCAAAGGAAUCAAUAAAACUAACUUUGCCAUGGCCUGGUGCAGCUAAAAAAGCUAGUGUUUCUAAGAGACAAAAGCUGCUAAACAUGCAGGAUUUGUUCUCAGGAAACACCGACUUGUGUACUUUUGUGUCGGAGAAUGGGAGGCAAAGAAAAAAAAAGACAGUAUCUAGAAAGUAAGACCGAAACAUACUUAGAUAUGGGCAGAGAUAAGAAAGCUUCUUGACUUAAAGAGACAGCUGAAUCUAACGUGCUUUGAUUGGCAGAGAAAGAAAACGGGGAAGAAAAGGCAAAGAAACAAACUGAUUUCCGCGGGGAGUGUAGUUUCUAUUUAGAGUUAGAACAAAGGAGAAGUGCGUCCUUUCAAAUUGUAGAUUCUUUGGGGAAAAGAGGGACAGAACUUUAUCUGAGUUUGAAAUGAGUCUGGGUAGCUGCAAUGGUAAAGUUGCUUCCAGAAACAGGUAAACCUGACUUCAAAAAACCCCGCUUCAUGAAAUAUUAGUGCUUCACUUCAGUUGCUAUCUGAAGAAGUGCUGGUAGAGAGAAGAGCUCGGGGGCACAGGCAGAGUCAGCUCCCUGCAGCUCCUGCAGUGCUAAUUAAGGGAGGGAGCAACCGGGAGCUUGCAGUGACCAAGAGGGGGUUGAGGCUAAGAGGCCGCGAUAAACAGGAUGAUAAACAGGAUACGAUAAAAGCCCUUAACCAAGACACAGAUGGGAAGAAGCGUUAGAGCGAGCAGCACUCACAUCUCAAGAAAAAGAAGACACGACUGAUAACAUCUGAGAGGAAGGAAACUGCAUUGUGCUGGGAUCUGCAUGUCACAUUAUAAAAAGCAAUUUUUUUUUUAAAUCGACCAGCCUUUUAAACAGUUUCCGGAGAUGGAUUAUCCUACUUUACUUUUGGCUCUUCUUCAUGUAUACAGAGCUCUGUGUGAAGAGGUGCUUUGGCAUACGUCAGUUCCCUUUGCUGAGAAUAUGUCUCUAGAAUGUGUGUAUCCAUCAGUGGGCAUCUUAACACAGGUGGAGUGGUUCAAGAUCGGGACUGAGAAGGAUUCCAUAGCCAUUUUCAGCCCUACUCAUGGCAUGGUCAUAAGGAAGCCCUAUGCUGAGAGGGUUUACUUUUUGAAUUCAACGAUGGCUUCCAACAACGUGACUCUUUUCUUUCGGAAUGCCUCUGAAGAUGAUGUUGGCUACUAUUCCUGCUCUCUUUACACUUACCCACAGGGAACUUGGCAGAAGGUGAUACAGGUGGUACAGUCAGAUGGUUUUGAGGCAGCUGUGCCACCAAAUAGCCACAUUGUCUCGGAACCUGGAAAAAAUAUCACACUCACCUGUCAGCCUCAGAUGACGUGGCCUGUGCAGGAAGUGAGGUGGGAAAAGAUCCAGCCCCGUCAGAUCGACCUCUUAACUUACUGCGACUUGGUCCACGGCAGAAAUUUCACCUCCAAGUUCCCACGACAAAUAGUGAGCAACUGCAGCCACGGAAGCUGGAGCUUCAUCGUCGUCCCCGACGUCACGGCCUCAGACUCGGGGCUUUACCGCUGCCACUUGCAGGCCAGUGCAGGAGAAAACGAAACCUUCGUGAUGAGAUUGACCGUAGCCGAGGGUCAAACCGAUAACCAAUAUACCCGCUUUGUGACUGGAGGGACAGUUUUAUUGUUGUUAUUUGUUAUCUCAAUUACCACCAUCAUUGUCAUUUUCCUUAACAGAAGGAGAAGGAGAGAAAGAAGCGAUCUAUAUACAGAGUCCUGGGAUACACAGAAGGCACCCAAGAACUAUAGAAGUCCCAUCUCUGCCAAUCAACCUACCAAUCAAUCCAUGGAUGAUACAAGAGAGGAUAUUUAUGUCAACUAUCCAACCUUCUCUCGUAGACCAAAGACUAGAGUUUAAGCUUAUUCUUGACAUGAGUGCAUUAAUAAUGACUCUUAUGUACUCAUGCAUGGAUUGUUAUGCAAUUAUUUUCCACUACCCAUGGUCUACCUUAGAUACUAGUUGUCUCAAUUGAGUUCAUUUGGUAGGAAACAUACUUCAUUACCUAAAAAACAUUUUUCAUGGAACUGUUUCAGAAAACCUGACUCUAACUUGUUUAUAUACAAAAAAACCCUUACUGAAUCACGUAACAGAAUGAUCCAGGGGAGAUUAAGCUUUGGGCAAGGACUAUUUGCCAGGGCUUAAAUGUGUCUAGAAUUAAGUAUGGGCAUAAACUGGCUUCUGAAUCCCUUUCCACAGUGUUGGAUCCAUUUCCCUGGUCUUGGCCUCACUCUCAUGCAGGUUUUCCUCUUGUGUUGGCAAGAUGGCUGCCAACUCUUGGCAAUUCAUACAUCCUUGUUUCUGUCUGGUAGAGAGUUUGCUUCUCUAAUAGAACCAACACAUUUGGUUACUUUUUCAUUGUUAAAUAGGCAUCAUGAUCAGAAAGGAUGGAAUGGCUUAAGAAAACUAAGGGCUCACUUCUAGAGCUGAGAGCAGGGUCAAAGCACAAUACUAGGCAAUUCAGAGCAUGGUUAGAAGCGGGAACGGGAGUUUCAAAGCUGGGGUGUUUACCAACAAAUAUUGACUGCAGUGACUAACCAAGACAUUCUUGGUUAACUAAAAAGUGAAAUAUGGGAUGGAUUCUAGAAAUGGGGUAUCUCUCUCCAUACUUCUAGAAUCCACGCUAUCAGCAUAGUCCAGAAGAGUACCUGGCAAUAGAAGAAAUGAAUAAUCAAGAGGAAGAUAAAUAUGAGAGGACAAUCCCUUGCUAUUCACAUAUAUAUUUAUCUCUCAUUCUGUAUAGAAUUCUUGCCACCAUCCCAGGUCUAGCCUUAGGAGCAAAUAUAGUAGAUAGUCCAAUAAUAAAUACCUUAAUGUUUUGGACAUUUUUUUUUUCCCUACUUUUGAGAAUUAUUUUUAAUAUGUAAAUUCUCUCAAAAGGGUCAGGCACCUAGUUAUUAUUUUUUAAUGAUUAUGUGAAACUUGAAUAUAAUAUACCACUAAAAGUGACAGCUGGAAGUGGUGGCAUAGGAUGGUAGGGUAGAAAUUUGAGAGGGAAAAAAGAAACUGGGAGGGUACAGGCAACAGGAGAAAGGAAUCAAACCACAGAAAAAUACAAAGGGAAACUACUGCUUCACGAUUUGGACAAAGACAGCGCUAAUGACUUCACCAACAUUCAAAGCAAUUAGAGGCCAUACCUGAUAUUGUUUGACUUCUAGAUGUAGGCAAACAGUGAAAAGCAUUUGCCAAACUGAAUAAAACUGUCAUGGUUACCUUGAAAGGACAAUGGUCAUUAUUAAAUAUAGUGAUCAUUCAUGUCUAAAAGAUUCGUUAUUUGUCUCUAAAGAUUUCUAAAGACCACCAUCUAGAGAAGAUUCAUUAUGAAGACUGUAUUUAAAUAUCAAAGUUGUGGACUUCAUGAUAAUCUUAAAUGAAGCAAAUCCAAAUUCUCCUGUUGCUUAGACAGAUUCUAAGAUGUAAUUUACACUUUUAAGCUAAUUAGUAUUUUAUGAUUUUUAGCCUUAAACACCAUGUAUGCCAAAUAGUGCAAUUAUUUUGUGAAUUUCAGAAAUGGUAAGUGCUCACAUUUCUGUGAAUUAUAAAAUUUGUGAGGUUUUUUAAAACCCUUUUCAGGAGUGAAAAAAUUAAAAUGACCAUUUCCUAGUUGUACUUAAGUAAAUGCAAGAAGAGUAAACUCUCAUUUUUCUUAUGUUUGCAUAAAUAUCUUUUCAUACCUGGAUUCAUGAAAUAUUUCCACAAAUAUAUUAGUGUAACAAACUUGAGAGGUAGUUUACAAGAAAACCCUCUACUAUCAGAUCAGUCAGAGAUUCCAUGAGAGAAUUUGUUGGUUUGCAUGGUGAAGCAAGCUUAGCAUCAAUUAAAAGGUAAAUAAUUGCUUUUCUGAAUGGUGAAGACAAUCACAAUAUUACUUUGUGGAAAACUCCAAUAACCAAAUUCUCAAUGAUUACUGUAUGUGAUCAGGAAAACAUUUUUACAAUUGUAGUAUGGGGAAAUAUAAAUCCAAUUUUAAGAGAAAACAAUGACUGGGUGUGGCAGGGAGAGUACAGUCAGAUACCAUUGUCAUGGUGGUUUUUACUGGGAACUUCAUGGAAGAUGUUUGUAGCAAGCCACUGAAGUGUUGCAAAGCCUCCAGAACAUUUGGAACUUGUCUCUUUUGCCUUGCAUAUUUUCGUGUUUUUGGUCUCUCAUUCAAAAUAUUGAUGAGAACUAUUUACUCUGUCAUUUCUUCUCUAUAUAUUCUUCCUCUACAGAGUGCAGGAUUUUUUUCAGGAAUUUGGAGCCAUCCUAAGUUCUCCCAAAAAUUUUCUGACCUCCUCUGAUGCUCCUGUUAUACCCUCAGGGUUAAUGCUUGUGAAAUUCCAUUCAUUUUCUUUCCCUGGACAUCUUUACUUACCAAAGCACUUUCAUUGUAAUCUUUUUAACAUCAUCCCUAAUUCGUGAUAGUUUUGGAACUCUCCCUAGUAUAUGUUUCUCUGCCUCUACUGUUUUGCACCUAUGAUUCUGAUUGUUACUAAGAAAUCAGAUCAAAACAGAUCCACAGAAUAAAAGAUCAGAAUUCCAGUAAAUUAUGUUAUAAAUACAGAUAUUUUUUACAAGUUGCUGCUUUGGAAGCAAAAUGCUUCUUAACUUUUAUAUAUGUAUACACAUGUAUAUAAUUUAUAUUGAUGGAUAAUACAACGUUAAAUAAGAAUCUGUGCUUUCUUCAAAUGCCAUUAACAUUUACAUUAAAGUAACCAAUUAAAGGAAAUUACUUUGUGAUAAUAAGGUAGGUAGAUUUGUUAAAUGUCAUUGUGGAGUACACCGUUUUGUCAGGGAAAGAACAGAUCUUAUUGAACUAUGAUGACUAUGAAUUGACUGUAUUAUUAUAAGAUACCUUCAAACUUUAUUUUAAAAACUUUAUGUAGAAUAUGUUGCGAAAAUAAAAUAGAAAUUUCAUUUACCCCUGAUCAUGCUUAAAAUGGGAGGCAGGUAGCUGAUAUAACUUUUAAUUAGUAAAAACUCAAAUUUAUGUUUUAAUUUAGUUUAUUACUGAAGUACUAUAUAUAUAAACUUAAAAUACAUGGGUUAUUAAUUUAAAAGACAAAGUAAAUAAAAAUACUUUUAGUAGGCAUUCUUUUAUUGUGAGCAUCCAAGUUAUAUUGGUUUAUAUAGAAUGGCAUUAAGUAAAAAUUACAGUUGUAUGACAGUAAUUUUCUAAACUGGGGGAGUCCACGUUGUAAUUAGAGAUCACUGUGACCAAAUUGCUUCUCCUUGAUUUAUAAUGAUACACUGUAUUUUGUACUGCUUAUAUGAAGUUUCAGCAAGAUUGACGAUAUUAUAAAGAUGCUUAUAAAGUGCAAGUGGAGAUGCUAAAUUGUGAGUACAAAGAGGUUUCUUUUCACAACAGUGAUAAGAAAAUAUCUUUAAAAAAAUAUAAGACAACAUAAACAUGCCACCAUUAGUUUAGCUACUAUUAAAAUGUAACAUUUAGAAAGCAUUGACCUUUGCAUUCAGACUUCUGUAUAAGUUAGUGUAUUUUUUCACUGAUCUGUCCCUUAGAAUUCUUCCAGCCAAGACUCUGGGCUCUUAAAACAUUUAUCUGAAAACUAAAAACAAGUAAAACAAGUUUAUUUUUUAAAAAAGCUUCUCUAUUUCUAGUGAUUCAACAGGUAGAAAAACAGCUUCUAGAAUUAACUGCAAUGCUUUCUAAGGAAAUUUUAUAAAUCCUCAAGGUCGGUUUACAUAUAUUUUUCCAGAUUCAAAGCACUAACUAUGCUGUAAGAUGUUGUAAGAAAAGUUCUAUUUGGAAGUAUGGGUGAUAAAUGUCUGGGAUAAUUCUGGUUUAUUUCCUAUUAUCCUUGUUAGAAUAAGUUAUAUGGUGAACCUGUCUAGAACACUUUUUCCAGUGUUAGUGUGUACCUUUGAAUUUUUGGUUCUUGUAAUGUAUAGAAAUAUUUUCCUAGAUGUACUGUAUUCUGUUGUUUUGAAUGAAUAAAACACAGUGUUUCACGAUCA